Molecule: messenger RNA, 4615 nt
Organism: Polypterus senegalus (gray bichir)
Lineage: Eukaryota; Metazoa; Chordata; Cladistia; Polypteriformes; Polypteridae
Gene: gck
Product: glucokinase (hexokinase 4)
Exons: 10
Coding region: 73-1473 (466 amino acids)
Biological process (GO): glycolytic process; glucose 6-phosphate metabolic process; regulation of insulin secretion
Cellular component (GO): cytosol; mitochondrion
Molecular function (GO): mannokinase activity; D-glucose binding; ATP binding
Source: RefSeq, a predicted model, not a curated record
CUUCUGUCCCCAAAGCAUGUGGAACCUACACUUGUGUAAAGUGUCUAGUAUUUGUGUCAGCUAUCUGAAGUCAUGAAGCUUGAUAACAAGUGCACAUCUUUGUUUCAGAAGAUACUCCAGGUGGAUCAAAUUUUAUCUGAGUUCCGACUCAAGAAACAAGAGCUACAGGAAGUGAUGAGGCGGAUGCAAAACGAGAUGGAGCGUGGCCUGAGACUCGAAACUCACGAGGACGCCAGUGUGAAAAUGUUACCCACUUAUGUGCGCUCCACUCCUGAAGGCUCUGAGGUUGGUGACUUUUUGGCCCUUGACCUGGGUGGCACCAAUUUCCGGGUGAUGUUGGUCAAAGUAGGAGAGGAUGAAGAAAGAGGAUGGAAAGUAGAGACAAAACAUCAAAUGUAUUCCAUUCCAGAGGAUGCUAUGACUGGCACAGCUGAAAUGCUUUUUGACUACAUUGCUGAAUGCAUCUCAGAUUUCCUGGACAAGCACAAAAUGAAGCACAAGAAACUCCCUCUGGGAUUCACCUUCUCGUUUCCUGUGCGCCAUGAAGACAUUGACAAGGGAAUCCUGUUGAACUGGACCAAGGGAUUCAAGGCAUCUGGAGCAGAAGGGAAUAAUGUAGUAGGUUUGCUUCGUGAUGCCAUCAAAAGACGAGGGGACUUUGAAAUGGACGUGGUGGCUAUGGUGAAUGAUACAGUGGCAACAAUGAUCUCUUGCUACUAUGAAGACCGUAGCUGUGAAGUUGGGAUGAUCGUAGGAACUGGCUGUAAUGCCUGCUACAUGGAGGAGAUGCGCACAGUGGAGCUUGUUGAAGGAGAGGAGGGUCGGAUGUGUGUCAACACUGAAUGGGGAGCAUUUGGAGACACUGGAGAGCUGGAAGAUUUCAGACUUGAGUAUGACCGAGUUGUGGAUGAAACGUCCAUCAAUCCUGGUCAGCAGCUCUAUGAGAAGAUCAUCAGCGGGAAAUACAUGGGUGAGCUAGUCCGACUUGUGCUAUUAAAACUGGUCAAUGAAAAUCUUCUUUUUGGUGGCGAGGCUUCAGAUAUUCUCAAAAUGAGGGGCAGCUUUGAAACCAAAUUUGUCUCCCAGAUUGAAAGUGACACUGGUGACCGCAAGCAGAUAUAUAACAUUUUGACAACAAUUGGUUUAAUGCCAACUGAACUUGAGUGUGACAUUGUAAGACUGGCAUGUGAAAGUGUGUCAACACGUGCUGCUCACAUGUGUGGUGCUGGGUUGGCAGGAGUGAUAAAUCAUAUGAGAGAGCGUCGCAAGCAAGAGAUGUUGAAGAUCACUGUUGGCGUGGAUGGCUCAGUCUACAAACUACAUCCCAGCUUCCAGCACAAAUUUCAGAAAGCAGUACGAGAUCUAACACCUCAUUGUGAUAUCACGUUCAUCCAGUCUGAAGAAGGAAGUGGGCGAGGAGCAGCCUUGAUUUCAGCUGUGGCUUGCAAAAUGGCUUGCAUGUUAAACCAAUGAGUGUGUCGCAGCAUUCUCUGCAACCAUCAAGGUGUACUGGAACACUUCCACUUACAACACCACUACACUAAGACAGGUGAAUUAUCAUGAUGGCUCUCUGUAAACCCUUGUGGUCUCAUCUGGUGCAGCAGACCACUAAGGAGAGACUAGACCCUACCUAAUGGGGUGUGUUGAUGUCAUGAUGAUGAAAGGAUGCUUGCAGUAGUGGUUGUGACUUUAUUUACUGACAAGCACAUGUAGGUUUAGAAACACACAAAUGUAAACAUACAGACCUCACACAACCAGUCUUUGCUUGAUAACCAUUUUCAGACAUUUCCAAAUCAGGAAAGCCUGGUUAACAGAAAAUUACAGAGAAGACUUCACUGUCAUACUGGUCUAACACAUCCUCAAUAAAUACUGUAUCUACAUGCGUACCUGCCAGUGCCAAGACUUUCCACUGGCAUGCACAGUGUGUAGUAUGCAGAGCAAUCGUUCUGAUUUUGCAGGGAUCUUCUUUUCUUAGACUGUUAUGAUUUUGUAUUUUAUUUUAUUUUUAAAAGAAGGAAAAACUUGGCAAAACUGGAUUUUUUUUGAGUAAUUUCCAGGACACAUUAGCAGAAACUGUUCUUUGCUAUUUUUGUUGUUAUAGUACUUGUUUUUUAGGUCUGGACUGUUUUGGCAACAAAAUGCUGCAUUGUAUAUGGUCCAGAAAUGGACACAGACUACCCCUUCAGGUUUUAGUAUGGUUCAAGGAUUUUCAUUUUAAUGAUAUGGUGACGUACACCGCCCAUUCAAAGGAGGACUCCCACACCCUUAAAGUGAGAGACAAAAAUAUUGCAACAUCUACUGCAAUACUCCUAGUGCCUAUUAUGUUAUCUUUCCUCUGCAUUCCUAUUCAAAUUUUCAAAGAACAGUAAAGUUCUUGUUGUAAAGACAGACUUCGCCUAGCUGCUGUUUCAAAAAUAUUUGGUCCUACAGGUAUUCUACAAAACUGAUUUUGAUCCAUAACUGCAAAUGCCAACUUGAAUCAAAAAAUUCUAACACUGCAUUAGUCUCUACUGUCUGCUUGUGGUGUGGCUUAGUAGAACCAUAUACCACUAGACUGUACUGGCACAAUGUAUUCCUAAGCAAUUUGUUUAAACUUCAUGUGCUCCCCUUGUCAAAAUACGAAAAUAUAGUAAUUAUACUUCACCCUUAUGACUUGUAAACCUCUAUGACCAUGAAGGCAGUUUGGUCUCCUGCCUGACUGUCUAUUAACUGUAUACUUGUCUUUGGUCUGAAUAAAAAAAAACAAACCAUCCACUGUAUUUGUUUAGCUGUUUGGAACAGUCUUUCCUACAGAAAUCUGUUCUGUGAAAUAAAUAUCGUUCAUUUGGAGGCAUUAAAUAAGUAAAUGUAUUGAAUAAUCAUGUUAUCUGCAGAAAAACACUGACAUCAUGAUCCACAGCAGCACCUUUAAUCAAACAUUGAAUCCAUGUCAUAAAAAUAACUAUUAGCCACUCACAAUGAUACAAAUACAAAAGAAAUUAAGAGACCCCUCCUCUUGACAUCUAUUCUAUUAUGUAUAAGUAAAAACUGCCACAACAGGCAAUUUUUAGGGGCAUUACUUCAAAUCACUAAAUUCAGAAUGAGUAUGACACACAUGUAGUUGGCAACAGCAUUGCUCCAACUGUUCUGUUAAAGGAACGUUACAAAUGAUACUAAUGACCAUAAGCAGAGUGGCCAAGUAGUUGACACAUUUAGGUAAGAUCACAGUAAUGCACGUUUAAACCCCAAAACCUGCACUAUCUGUAAAAUAUAACAUUUGUAUUAGAAGUCCUGUUGAAUUCUAAAUUUAAAGAAAAAAAUAAAAAAAUGUAACCACAAAAGGCACCAUUUAUCUAUACAGUUUAAUAGUUUGAGAAAUAAAAUGUUCAGUUUUAACUGAAGCUUACUUUCACAUUUUUCUGCAUAGCAUAUGUAUUUUAUAUGCAUGAUUACAAACAUGCAGAUGAGCAAGGGAACUGUAGGCUGGGGAAUAUUAUGGAGAACUGGGAUGGGACCGCACAAUGCCCUUGUGAAUUAUGUGAAUUACAUGACAGCAGGGUAAGAAAACAGUCAGUGUGUGUUAAGUGCCCUGGUAACAAUACUAAUGAGACAGAGGUGUGACCUGGAAAAAUACUAAGGUUAAAAUCAGGGGAACGACUCAAUGAGUAUGAAGUCAAGUGAUGGUUUAUGGUAAGAGUUUGACUGGUUGCAGUCAAAGAAGCCAGGGUAAUGAGAGCAAAAAGGUAAAGCCAUGACUUGGAAGAGGAAAAGUAAAUAUGUGAAUAGGCACUUUAAAGUGGGCAAGUGGACAAGCCAUCCUACCUCAAAGAUAAGGCCUUGAAUCUGAAUGUGUAGGCCCAGGGAGACUGCUGGGUUUGUUUAUGGUUUUAUUUGUUACUUUUGUGUUUCUCAUGUUGUUUUGUCUCUAAUUGUAUACUUUUUAUAUAUACUUUUUUUAUAUUUUGGCCUUCUUGGCGUUAUUCUGGAUUUUUGACUUUCUGAGUACUCCUUGGUUUUCACAAAAUGUAUCAAUUUGUUUAAAUCGCACCUAAAGCUGAACCAUAAUUAUUCUAAAAAAGAUCAAAAUUACAGCUUUUGACGAUUGACUUCAUGCUGCUAAAUUUUAGUAGGUUGUACAAUACAACCUGAAUGUAUUUUAGCAAUAUGUACAUUUAUUAUCAUAUAGCAAAUGAUUAUGCAGCUUUGUAGCUACUGCUGUCUGAAGCUUUGUGGCUAUUACAAUAAAGCUUCUUCUGACCCAGCUUUUCUUUAGUACUUCUGUCUCAUUUGUUAUUGUACUAUCUGUAUGUACAGUUUUGAACAUGUCAUGUGUUAUUAUGUAGCCCAUUCUUAUGUUUGUUUUGUACUUGUGUUGAUGCUCAUUAUGAAACUGCAUUAAAUAUAAAUUGAUUAGCUAUCUAAAAUGUUUGCAGUAAUUGUAUACUGAAGAAGUAAAGGGGGGUGGGGGGAGUGAAUGAAAACUAGCUUAUCAACCACCUCAUUUUCCAAAGAAUAGUUUGAUGAUAUUAUGGCAUUAAAGUAAACCUUUGUAUACUGUAUAUACUGCUUAUUAUUCUUUGUAAUUAUAUUCAGGGCAAAGGGCAUCAUGAAAUAAAGUCUGAAUGACUGACCUUGA